This is a messenger RNA of Lagenorhynchus albirostris (white-beaked dolphin), 430 nucleotides long. Its product is annotated as large ribosomal subunit protein eL21-like. The record is from RefSeq and is a predicted model, not a curated record. Gene Ontology annotation, molecular function: structural constituent of ribosome. NCBI's taxonomy places the organism in Eukaryota, Metazoa, Chordata, Mammalia, Artiodactyla, Delphinidae. Bases 92 to 430 code for a protein of 112 amino acids. The transcript has a single exon. Gene Ontology annotation, cellular component: cytosolic large ribosomal subunit; ribosome. Gene Ontology annotation, biological process: translation.
GUUCUCUAGGCCUUUUAGAAAACAUGGAGUUGUUCCUUUGGCCACAUACAUGUGAAUCUACAAGAAAGGUGAUAUUGUAGAUAUCAAAGGAAUGGGCACUGUUCAAAAAGGAAUGCCCCACAAAUGUUACCAUGACAAAUCGGGGAGAGUCUACAAUGUUACCCAGCAUGCUGUUGGCAUCAUUGUAACCAAACAAGUUAAGGGCAAGAUUCUUGCCAAGAGAAUUAAUGUGCGUAUCGAGCAUAUUAAGCACUCUAAGAGCCGAGAUAUCUUCUUGAAACGGGUGAAGGAAAAUGAUCAGAAAAAGAAGCAAGCCAAAGAGAAAAGCACUUGGGUUCAACUGAAGCGUCAGCCUGCUCCACCCAGAGAAGCACACUUCAUGAGAACCAAUGGAAAGGAGCUGGAACUGUUGGAACCCAUUCCCUAUUAA